Molecule: messenger RNA, 10755 nt
Organism: Petromyzon marinus (sea lamprey)
Lineage: Eukaryota; Metazoa; Chordata; Hyperoartia; Petromyzontiformes; Petromyzontidae
Source: RefSeq, a predicted model, not a curated record
GGCUUGUCUGGAGGUCAACUUUUCACACCUAUCAAGUAAUGUCAGUGCUGGGGCACUAAUGCUGUAAUUAAACACCACUUUGGUUAGUUUCACAUUUUUGGUGGAAUCCCAUCGACAGCUGCAACAAUUCUCUACAAAUUCCCCGUGUAUACAUUUUGGGUGUGUAUUCAUGGGUCUUUUUGGGUGUGUAAUGUGUGGACGCGGUGUUGCAGGGGUAAGCGAGCUGUGCCGUGAUCCUAGCGACCGUGCUUUGAUUUAUUUUCCAUGGUUCUCAUCAACAUCCAAAUGUAGCCUGGGCCGUUCGUCAGCUGACUCGGGUUGCAGUGAACAUCAGCACUGGAUGGAGAAGGUAACCAUUUGUAGUGCUGGCCUCUCCAAUCCCUCGCACGCCUGGCCAGGCCUUAUCGAUUACAGUAUUGCUAAGAGCACCCGUCCCUAUAGUUUAUAGGCUGAAGUUGAGGAUCUUGGUCUUUGUAUAUAUUUAAGUGGCCGGGUAGCUAAUUCAUCAAUGUUGCACAUAACAAUUGUGUUUUAUUAAAGUCAACGGGUUUUGAUUCCUGCUGUAGCCUGCCGCUAAUUUUUUUGAGGGAAUAAUUAAAGUGUUUGGCUUGCUGUAAAAUGGGCAAUAGAGGCCCACGUGACAUCACUGCCAAGAGAAACUCAGAUCCUGAAUCGGUAAUUGUAAAAUGGUAAUACUGUAUGAAAUGCAUAGCUGACCGACUUCGCCAUAGUUACUUAAGGGUUCCUUUGCAUAACCCAUCAUCUCGGUGGCUUCCCAUAAUAAUCAGUGGGCAUAUUUUGACCAAUCCAACCUGUAUAUGGUCAAACAUUUCUGGGUCAUAAUGGACUAUUACAUAAUUUGAGUAAGUUAGGCGUUCUUAAUCCUUGCACAUUAUGCAUCACUUUUGUAGUAAGGGUAAGUGUAUGUGGUACAUUGCUAUUGACAAUUGUACUUGUAUUAAUUAAAAAAAGUAGUGUUGUAACUUAAACGUGUAUAUUGCCCGAGUCUUCAGCUAUUAGUACUUUUUAUAUAGAGUGGUGGUACAGUUAUUGAACACGUGAUAUAAUAUAUUGUGCAUAUUUCUAUCGCCUCCAGUUCCUUAACCCCAAAGCGCAUUGUCAUUAAUGUGGCACCCAAUGACAGCAAGGGAGGUCUCGUUAAAUCUCGUGCAAAAUCAAGUUACUUACAUGAGCAUCAUUUAAGGAACAGACAUUGAGAAUACUAUUUCUGCAGCGCAUAUUAUAAGAAAUGGCACAACAGUCUGACUUUACCGAAAAAACUAAGAAUAUAUAGUCUGAAAGUUAAUAACAUUUGCUCAUAGAAUGCACUCAUCAAUUAACAAGUAAAGAAGAAAUGCCUUCACUACUUGCGAGCUGAGGAGUUCACGGUCAGCAGGAGCUGGAAUCACAUACUAAGACAUAUUUAGAACUUUCAGAAUUGUGUCGACCAAAGAUCAAAGAGUAAAAUGAAGGCAACCUGUAGUUCUAAGUGUAUCAGAAGUGCCCAGAGUUGAAGCCAUUUUAUUGUUUUUACAUUUAUCUAUUACACAUAUAUAUCAUGCAUUAUUUAAUGAUAUAGUUGCAGACCUGAAAGAAUGUUUAAAUUCUGAAUACGUAUCUUGAGGGUGGACAUUUUUCGUUCAGGUUUUCUUCUGUUAUACCACAGCCCAUAAAUUAUUCUUUAUUACCACCAAAAUGUAUUUUUAAUCUCUGGCUUUCAAGCGGAGAAAUUUGCCAAAAAAAGUUUGGCACAAUUUUCUGAAACGUGUUGCCAAGUCCGCCACUGGGCUUACGCCCAGGAAUCAGAAUCCAGCGUGAAGGACUGAUGUCAUAUAGCAGAGAUACGACUAAAGCAGCAGACUUGGUCGAGGUCACCUAUCCACUGUGAAACAGCUGUGGAAUGGGUAGAAGAAAGGAAGUGAUGACGAUGAGGUGUGGGCGGCAUUUGCGGCAUUGGCCAGGAUUACCUCUUUUUAUUCCAUCAACUUUAAAUCUUUACCCAGACUAGGCUUCAUUGUGUUUUGAAGAGUCACAAGUAUUUUUGCACGUAGAAGGUGGCUGGAUUAUCUGGAGAAAACCCACAUGCACAAGAUGUAACUACAGCACCACACCUUUAAGUCAGAACUUGAAUUGCUGUGCUGUUUCGAUAACCACCUAAUUGGCCAGGAAUAUGGUGUCUUACGCUUUAGAUGGCUCCAUCUCUGCAUGAACCACCAACCCUGCCUCUGAGCUUGGUCACAGGCCAUUCGUAACCAGCAGACCUCGUCACUGGGCAUGAUUUAUACUGAGUGAUGAACAUUCCUCUAAGCCUAAAGGUUGCUAACCUCAAAAGCCCAAACUCUUAAUCCCUAUUCAAAACCAUGUUCGUUUGUAACUUAGUUUCCUCUUGUCACGUUUCGUUUUGUGUGUGUACACAGCCAAAUGCAAUAUAAUUUACUCUCCUUACAUGUCAAAUAGUGGUGAGUUAAUAUCUCAUUCAGCUGAACAGUCCUUUUGCGGUCAAUACGUUGAGUCACACUUCUGCAAGUCAACCUUUGGGUAUCUUUUGGAGAGACUAACCCUGCACCAAGGAAUGUGAAAUUUCCAUCCCUGCAUUGGAGACAUCAUUGGAGAUGAGCACUGCCCCAACCUCAUUUAAGCUGGGAAAGGUUCAGACAAUGUUUUGUUAAAUAUAUAUAAAAUGUUUUUUGCUGUGUAAGGGCAUUUGUGCGCGCACUAACCGUGGUAAGCCUGACUUACGGUUAUAGCAGGGCUGUACAGACACUACAAGUACUGGGUGUUUGACCUUGUUGGGGCCACACACCGGUUUGCUUCGGAAAAGACCACAGCGACAUGAUGCUGGCACUAACUCGGGUGGGUGCCGCCUGCCGCACCCGUCUGGCUGCUGCCCCCAGGGCACUGGGGGUUGCCCAGGGACCGCCGCUGGCCAUGAGCGUGCGUUCUUUGCAGUUGGAGAAUGGCUACGUGCAAGCCAUGUACCAGGAGUGGAUGCAAGACCCGAGCAGUGUACACCAGUCGUGGGAUAAUUACUUCCGAAGCGCGAACCUCGGGAGCCCUUCGCUUCUGAGCAGCGUGCAGACGAGCCCAGUGAACGAGAAGACCGUGUCCGACCACAUGAACGUGCACAAACUCAUACGCGCGUAUCAGGUGCGAGGACACCUAAUCGCCAAGCUGGAUCCCCUGCAAUUGCAGAACCAGGACCACAUUGUCACAAAGGAUCUCAUCUACGACAUGAGCAGCCUGGCCAGUUACGGGUUCCUGGAGUCCGACCUGGACCAGACGUUGAAGCUGCCGAACACGACCUUCAUCGGCGGGGACCGCUCUGAUCUGACCCUGCGAGACAUCCUACAGCGUUUGAAGGAUGUUUACUGUGGCUCUAUUGGGGUCGAGUUCAUGUUCAUCAAUGACCGGGAGCAGUGCCAGUGGAUCCGGCAGCGCUUUGAGGUGCCCGGUGCCGGAACGCUCACCCCUGCCGAAAAGAAGCAGCUUCUCAUUCGCUUGCUGCGAGCCACCCGCUUCGAGGAAUUCCUGGCGAAGAAGUGGUCGUCGGAGAAGCGCUUUGGCGUCGAAGGCUGCGAGAUGCUCGUGCCGGCGCUCAGGACCAUCGUGGAUUGCUCCAGCGUCAUGGGCGUCGAUGCCAUCACGCUCGGCAUGCCUCACCGGGGCCGACUCAACGUCCUGGUCAAUGUGAUCCGCAAGGGCCUGGAUGAGGUCUUCUGUCAAUUCGACUCGAAGCUUGAACCGCAGGAGGAGGGCUCGGGCGAUGUCAAGUACCACCUGGGCAUGUCGCAUCAGCACAUCAACCGGCUGUCGGGCCGCAAGCUGAAGCUGUCGCUCGUCGCCAACCCGUCGCAUCUGGAGGCCGUGGGGCCCGUGGUGCAGGGCAAGACGCGCGCCGAGCAGUUUUACCGCGGCGACACCGAGGGAAAGCAGGUGAUGUCUGUGCUCAUACACGGGGACGCUGCAUUCGCGGGGCAGGGAGUCGUCUACGAGACGUUCCAUCUGAGCGACCUGCCGGCGUACACCACCCACGGCACCAUACACCUGGUCGUUAAUAACCAGAUCGGCUUCACGACGGACCCGCGCUCGUCGCGCUCGUCCCCGUACUGCACGGACGUGGCGCGCGUCGUCAACGCGCCCAUCUUCCACGUGAACGCCGACGACCCCGAGGCCGUGACGCACGUGUGUCGCGUGGCGGCCGAGUGGAGGAACACGUUCCACAAGGACGUCGUCGUCGACCUGGUUGGCUACCGCCGGAAUGGCCACAAUGAAGUUGACGAGCCCAUGUUCACGCAGCCGUUCAUGUACAAGCGGGUCGCACGGCAGGUGCCUGUGCUCAAGCAAUACUCUGAUGCCCUCAUCAAGGAAGGGGUCAUCACGGGCCAGGAGUACAAGACAGAGGUGUCCAAAUUCGACCAGAUAUGUGAAGAUGCGUACGCCAGCUCCAAGGAUGAGAAAUUGCAACGGACAAGCCAGUGGAUCGACUCUCCCUGGCACGGGUUUUUCGGGCCGGAUGGUCGACCGCAGAGCAUGUGGACCCCGCCGUCGGGUGUCCCCGAGGAAAUCCUCGAGCACAUAGGCAAAGCCGCGAGUUCCGUGCCAGCUCCGGACUUCAACAUCCACCCAGGCCUGAUGCGCGUGCUGCGUUCCCGCGCCGAGAUGGUGAAGAACCGCACGGCCGACUGGGCGCUCGCUGAGUACAUGGCAUUCGGCUCGCUGCUCAAGGAGGGCGUUCACGUGCGUCUGAGUGGCCAGGACGUGGAGAGGGGGACCUUCAGCCAUCGGCACCAUGUUCUGCAUGAUCAAAACGUGGACAAGAAGACUCUGGUUCCCAUGAAAAAUCUGUGGCCAUCGCAAGCUCCCUACACUGUGUGCAACAGCUCCCUGUCCGAGUACGGGGUCCUAGGUUUUGAGCUGGGCUUCGCGAUGUCCAGCCCCCACGCGCUCGUGUGCUGGGAGGCACAGUUCGGUGACUUCAACAACAUGGCACAGUGCAUCAUCGACCAGUUCAUCUCCUCGGGCCAGGCCAAGUGGUUGCGGCAGAAUGGGAUUGUCCUGCUACUCCCGCAUGGCAUGGAGGGAAUGGGUCCAGAGCACUCCUCUGCACGGCUGGAGCGGUUCCUCCAGAUGUGCACCGACGACCCAGAUGUCUUUCCGAAAAUUGGUGAGCACUUUGACGUGCGUCAGAUCUUCGAGUCGAACUGGACGGUGGCCAACUGCUCGACGCCUGCCAACUACUUCCACAUCCUCAGGAGGCAGAUCCUCCUUCCCUUCCGCAAGCCGCUCAUUCUGGCCACGCCCAAGUCGCUCCUGCGGCUGCCCGAGGCGCGUUCCAGUUUCGCCGACAUGAUGCCCGGGACGUCGUUCCGGCGCGUGAUCCCGGAGGAGGGCCCCGCGGCAAAGGACCCUGGCGAGGUGCGGCGACUCAUCUUCUGCUGCGGCAAGGUUUACUACGACCUGGUGCGCGAGCGAGACGCGCGGGGCAUGCAGGGCCUCGUGGCGAUCUGCCGCCUGGAGCAGCUGUCUCCAUUCCCACAUGACCUGGUGCGCGAUGAGGCGCUUCGCUACCCGGCGGCCGAACUCGUUUGGUGCCAGGAGGAGCACAAGAACCAGGGCUUCUUUGCGCACGUGCACCCACGUGUACGCACGGCCAUCUCCCAGUCACGCCCGCUCUGGUACGUGGGCCGUGACGCAGCAUCUGCUCCGGCGACAGGGAACAAGUACUUGCACAACAUGGAGUCGGAGCGCUUCUUGGCAAAGGCAUUCCACCUGGACGCCUUCAAGGGCAUCUAGGAUGCGACUCUACGCUCUUUGCAUAUACACACACACAUGUACACGUGUGCGAGUGUCCGUGUGUGUGUGAGCAGCGAUGCAAUGUAGCUGUGCUUAGAGAAGCCUAUUGAGAAGCUUUGUAGAAGAGCUUCAGAGGGGAGACCCAUAGAAGAACCUCAUUAAGAAGCAUCAUUUUAACGGGCGUCAAAUGACAUUUUUACAGGUCCUGUGAGAGAAGAAGCCUCAUUUAGACUGUAUUAGAGUCGCUUAGAGGAGCCAUAGUAUGGUGAUGCGUAGAUGAGCCUCGUUGACAUCUCUUGUAAGAACCUCGUGGAAUCAUAGCCUUUCGAGAAACCCUUUAAUGCCUCGUAUACUGAAGGCUCUUAGAGAACCUGAGAAGAGCGUUAUAGGUGGGCAUUAGUCACUAUGGUGAGUGUACGCGUGCGUGCGUGCGUGCGUGCAUGUGUAGGUACUUUGUUGUGACCCUACCAUUAGUUUGAUGAACUCAGUCGCUUAUUGUGCAAAUGUGGCAAUUGGGAUAUGUACCAAGUACAGGUCCCGUGGAGGUCAACUCAAGCUGAAUGUACUUGCAUGAGUAGAUCACCAUCUGAAUCUAGUGUGCAGUGAAAACUUCAGACGGGUAAAUCUAGAAGAUAGUAACUUCUAUUGAAUUUGGGAUCACAAAAUCCCAUGAAUAGUAUUUUUGCACAGUGUUCAAACUUGACACUAAUUUUACUCAAUGUUUAGGCUUUAUUGAAAGUGGCAUAGCUCACCGCACAUUCUUUCUGUGAUGCACAAUAUUUUACUGUCGGACCUCAAACUGAAGACCUCUGGGAGUUUACAUGUGAAGAAAAAUUAGCUCCUACUUACCUGAGAAGGAAGACGCUUUGACUUGGAAUGUGUAUUUGAAAAGUGCAAUGGGAAUUCAGUACGAUAGAUGUGAUGAGCAAUAUGUUUAAAAUAGUGUACAUUCCUUUAAUUGCUGCCUUUAUAUGCCAACCCUAUGCUUAGAAUGAACAGCGUCGGUUCAUGUAAUGUGUGUAAUAACCCUGACAACCAUCCGUAGCUCGAAUACUAUUCCCAGCCUUGUUUCUAUCGCUAAUGUGAAGACUAACCCAAGCUUUGAUUGUAACAUAAACCUUAGCUCUAAAGCACAAUAAUGUUUAUUAAUUUAUAUUAUUGUAAAUUAAUAUUAAGUGACAUUUUUGAAUGUCAAAGUGGGUUUAAGAUAUAGUAGUUUUAGCUUUAAUACUAAACCUUGUCUUUACAAAAACACAUUGAAUCAAUAUCUAAAUGACAUCCUUAAAUGCUAACCAGAAACAAGGAGACAAGCAAAUACAUACCAGGGGACACGGUCACACGGAGACACACAGGGGGUUACCUCCGUCUACCCUGUCUUCUGGCGAAAUGUUAUCUAGAGUUUGUGGCGUUGCCAGAGGUGAUCGAGGAGUCUGUGUGUGUCUUCUCGGCCACAGCUGUACCCUCCCUUCUCUGCACUUGCAAAAAGUGGAGCCCUCUAAAAGGAACAUUCAGGCUUAUCCUGUCCACGAUCCAUCCUGGGUUUUAACCAUACUGGAUUGUGUGAGGACCUCACAGAUCUUUGAAAGAUCUGGACUGUCCCAUCAGGUGAGCUCUAGCAUGCGAGGUUGUUUUGGCUGGGUCAUGUAAUCCACAUGCCCAGCCACCGCAUGUCUAAGCAGCUUCUGUUUGGUUGGACAGAUAGGGCUAAAUGGGCGUGGAACGGACUAGAGAAGAGAUGUACUGAUGUGAUACAGAAUGAUGUGGAGCUGAAUUAACUUGCCGAUGACUGGUACCAGCAGUGUCAAGAUCGGCCUCUGAGGAGGAGGAGCGUUAAGGACACUGCUGGGGAGGUAGAGGCAGUCACCCUCCAGAAAGAGCAAACGGUAGAGGUGCGACGCUCACGAGCGGUACUGGGUGGAUAAAAUACAAAAAGUUGGCAGUGGGGAAGCACGGUGCAUCUGCCAGUAGUCUCAGUCGGUCAACCCAUGGCACCUGGGUCUCUUUUGUGACCUGCCAGCAGGCCUUCGACACUUCACGUGCAACGUGGUGACGUCACCGCCACUUAGUGUGGUGAACAGCGGUUGUGUAUGUGUUGUUGAGAGGGGAGCAGCCAUUGUUAACCUGUAGAGAUUCUUUACAAGUUAUUUAUCAUGUGCAUCAUAACCAUAAUGACAUUACCAUCAUAACAUCAUCUCAUGCAGCAUCACCAUCAUAACAAGGUAUGCCACCUUAUACACAGACGUUUCUCAAUCAGCCCAGGUCUAAAAAGACUGUGCUGUCGUAUACGCUAUUAAAGUUCAACAUACUACCAUCAGAUUUCUGCGCUCUUCAAUUCCUGCCACCCACAAUUGCCAAUUACCAGACUUGGUCAACCGCAGACAGGUGGAUACCCUUGUAACAUCAUCAUCCCCAUCAUAGUCAUCUUUUAAUUACUGUAUGUCUCUCAUGUUGGAACAUAUAAAAGUUGUCGCUUGGCUUAAUAUUAUGCACAUGUAUUUUGAUUGCAAGGUGUUAUGGUGCUCGGGACAAAACAGAUGUCGCUAACAUGCAGGUUGUUGAUUCUCACAUUGGGGACAUAGAUUUGCUUUACAGAAUAUAAACAAAAAUUAUGCGGUCUUCUAAUAUAUAAAAUAACGUAUAUACUCAUUAUUUGUAAUACAUUACUAUCAGUCCUAGUGGCACUUGUAAGGUGCCUGACAAAAAGUCGGUAAAGCUGAAAGUUUAAAUUCUAGUCAGGGGUCAACAUAGCCCAUCAUUUGUCUGGUAUCCAUAAAUUAGGUGCAACUUAGUUGUCAAGAGUAGUUGCCGAAGGAAAGACGGACUCUCUACGUAUGCGAAUGUUGAAUUCACACAUGGGCCACCCGUAUAGCCGAGCACUGCCCCAUGCGAGCUUUCGCAGGGAGACGCUUUUAUUAUAUAUAAUCUCUUAACAUGCAAUAUGCGAUGUCAAACAAAUUGGGUGGCUCUGAAGAGCGUGUUCGGUACGGGGAGCCAAGGGUCCCUGUUGUCGAGCCUUUUCAGACAAUUGAGACCGCCGUUUUGAUUGCCUGAGCUGGGGAAAUGAAAGCAGGGCAGGAAGGUGAUUGCCAACUGAAGUAGCAUCUUUGGGAAUCCUCAGGUAGUUAACCAGAACAACUUUACUGGGAGACAUGCUUCUAUGAUAUUAAAAUAUUUUUUUUGUUUAUUGAGAGUUUCAAAAAUUGUGCUGUUAUAUAUGGAUUAUUUCUUACCCGAUUGCACCUCAAUUGUGUUACCAGCAUUGUGAGCAAAGAAAAUCUCUAAAAGCAGGCAGUACAGAUGUUGCCACGUUCACAACAUGGCUGGAGAGAUGACUGGAACCAAUUGCAAAGUGUUUUCGAUGGCCUGUUGAGGCAAGUUAAAGACUGUGCACAUUAAGCUGCGCAAAGGAGUGAUGGGUAUCAUUCAAUAUCCAUCCGCCGAUUAGGCCGACAGAUCGUGAUUUGCACUGGAAAUAAGUGCAAUUAGAAUGGUAUUUGUUUACGAUAGGAUUUGUGCAUUCUCCAGUCAAUGGGCCGAGACUUUAAAAUGCAAUACAGGACCCAAACCCAGGAUCUGACUGGUGCCGGCCCAGUUUCCUGAGCUACCGAGCUACAUUGAAUAUUUAUGCUGGUAAUAGAAUUUUUUAAAAUCCUAUGGGAGCUGACUCAACCAAUCAUUCCACUGUGGUCUGUAUAUUAGGUACUAGAGAUGUUUUCCCGAGUUUCGGAUUAGUCCCAAAAAUCAAGCCUCGUGAAAUAUUGCUCAAAAUGAUUUUUUUUAUUGUAUCCUAAAACUGGAAAUGUCACUUUUAUAACAUCACUUGUGUUUUUCACGUCUAAAGCGGGCAUCACUAUUCUCACAAAGAAACUUAACAUUUAUACAAAAUGAAAAUGAUCUGAAAAUAUAUUCGAAUUUUGUGGAGGAAAGUCAACCUCAUACAAAGUGCUGGAACAUAAGACCUUGCACAGUUAUUAAUGGCCCAGUUCUGGUUAUUUAUAUUAAAUGGAUAACAGUAAGGGUAUGUAUAGAACUGUGGUACUAGACAAUUUAUAAAAUUGUUCUUCUGAAGUAGAAAAAAAAAUGUCUUAGCAGUAUUUCUGCGUAAGCAAAUGGCAUCUCUUGAAUUUACUUUAUAGAAAUCUUAUGUGAAGGUUACAUUGCAUAUUCUUGGUCGUAAAUUUAACCUGUUUGGAAUUGUUUAGUAAAGCGACAAUGUGUUCAGCAUCACUUUUAAUCACCGAAAUAGAAAUUCUGCGAUUUGAUCAUGCAUUUCACUUUGCGCUUUGAAAAACUACCUUUGUUCGGUUAGUUUUGCAAGGCAGUGAUCAUGGUUUUAUUUGGAAAUAUAUUACAUUUAUAUUGAGCUAUUUCUGUGGGUAUUUUAAGAAGUUAAACAAGCUAUGAUUACUUUGCCAAAGUAUGUUGGGGAACAUUGUUUUAAAUUUAAAUGAAUAACCUCAUAAUCAUGGUGAUAUCAUCUAAUCACUUGAAAAUUCUGUGACGAUUUGUUUUGUUUUAAAUACACCGUUUUAAAUAAACUUAUACCACCUCGUCGUUCAGUCAAUUUUUAUUUAUAUUUCUACUUGUAAACACAGGAUUGAGUUCAAUGAAUUUGUCUUACGUUUAUUUAUCAUUUUAUCCAGAGGCUUUUUUUAAUGAAGAGGAAUUUUGGAAGUGGAUGUCAGAAGAGAGAAAUAAGCAGCUGAUUUGAAGGGAAGCUAAAACAUUGACUGAAAGUUGACAGUUAUUUCACUGGAAGAGAGGAAGACUACAGCAACCGCACGCAUCCACAUCCUCCUCUGCGAGGAUAGAUUAUGCAAAUGUGAAUACUGCAAUCCCAGGUGAAUAAAGUAGAUCUUUGUCUCUGGCAGGGACGUGCGGGCAGGGGAGGCAGAGCCUCACCUGUCGUACUCCAAUGAAGAAAAUCGCUCAUUUGCCAGUAACAAAAUAUGAUAAUUGGGU